UAAAUAGGACCGGGGCGCCGCGAGGAGCACACUGGAGCUUCCACCGAGACUCCGGACCUCACAUCCCGUGCUCUGCACCCCACACCUCCAGAAGCACCAUGACCUGCGGAUCAGGAUUCAGCAGCCGCGCCUUCAGCUGCGUGUCGGCCUGCGGGCCCCGGCCCGGCCGCUGCUGCAUCACGGCCGCCCCCUACCGCGGCGUCUCCUGCUACCGCGGCCUCUCCGGGGGCUUCGGCAGCCGCAGCCUGUGCGGGGGCUUCCGCGCCGGCUCCUGCGGCCGCAGCUUCGGAUACCGCUCUGGCGGCGUGCGCGGGCCCAGCGCGCCCUGCAUCACCACCGUGUCGGUCAACGAGAGCCUCCUGGCGCCCCUCAACCUGGAGAUCGACCCCAAUGCGCAGUACGUGAAGCAAGAGGAGAAGGAGCAGAUCAAGAGCCUCAACAACAGGUUCGCUGCCUUCAUCGACAAGGUGCGCUUCCUGGAGCAGCAGAACAAGCUGCUGGAGACCAAGCUGCAGUUCUACCAGAACCGCAAGUGCUGUGAGAGUAACCUGGAGCCGCUGUUCAGCGGCUACCUCGAGACGCUGCGGCGGGAGGCCGAGCUAGUGGAGGCCGACAGCGGGAGGCUGGCCUCGGAGCUCAACCACGUGCAGGAGGUGCUGGAGGGCUACAAGAAGAGGUAUGAGGAGGAAGUUUCUCUGAGAGCGACAGCUGAGAACGAGUUUGUGGCUCUGAAGAAGGACGUGGACUGCGCCUACCUCCAGAAGUCGGACCUGGAGGCCAACGCGGAGGCGCUGACCCAGGAGGUCGACUUCCUGCGGCGACUCUAUGAGGAGGAGAUCCGUGUUCUCCAAGCCCACAUCUCGGACACCUCGGUCAUCGUCAAGAUGGACAACAGCCGGGACCUGAACCUGGACAGCAUCGUGGCCGAGAUCAAGGCUCACUACGACGACAUCGCCAGCCGCAGCCGGGCCGAGGCUGAGAGCUGGUACCGUACCAAGUGCGAGGAGAUAAAGGCCACGGUGGUCCGGCACGGGGAGACCCUGCGCCGCACCAAGGAGGAGAUCAACGAGCUGAACCGCCUGAUCCAGAGGCUGACUGCCGAGAUCGAGAAUGCCAAGUGCCAGAUCUCCAAGCUGGAGGCCGCCGUAGCCGAGGCUGAGCAGCAGGGCCAGGCGGCCCUCAACGACGCCCGCAGCAAGCUGGCCGGGCUGGAGGGCGCCCUGCAGAAGGCCAAGCAGGACAUGGCCUGCCUGCUGAGGGAGUACCAGGAGGUGCUGAACUCCAAGCUGGGCCUGGACAUUGAGAUCGCCACAUACAGGCGCCUGCUGGAGGGCGAGGAGCAGAGACUGUGCGAAGGUGUUGGGGCCGUGAAUGUCUGUGUCAGCAGCUCUCGCGGUGGGAUCGUCUGCGGGGACCUCUGCGUGUCCGGCUCCCGGCCAGUGGCGGGCAGCGUCUGCAGCGCCCCCUGCGGCGGGAACCUGGUGGUGAGCACUGGCCUGUGCGCGCCCUGCCAUUCCACCACGUCCUGCGGCCUGGGCACCGGCGGCGUGGGCUCCUGCGGCAUCAGCUCCUGCGGCGUGGGCUCCUGCACCAGCAGCUGCCGCAAAUGUUAGGCGCCCCGGCUCAAGCCCCCGGGCCGGCAUCUCCCCCGCGCGGCCCGGCAAGGCUCGCCCCGCCUGCUCCAGCCCCGCCCAGGCCCCAGGGCGGAGCAAGCACUUGGCUACUUCUCCGGGCUUUGAAAGGUCCGCCCCACUCCUGGCCUCUCACCUCUAUGUGUGAUUCCCUGUCCCUCGGCUCUGCCGCUUUCUGCUGGGAAAGGCUACCCCAGGAAGAAGUCCUCUUGGCACCCACAGGAAGGGGGCUCGGGGGCAGAGAGGACCAGCGCCCUACCCUGAGCUGCCAUGGGACCCAUGGGCGGAAACCCCCAGCCUCUUCCUCCCCUUCUCUGCCGUGUUCAUCUCUGUCUCUGUGUUUCCAAUAAAUCAAUGUAGCCAGCCCUGCGCCUUGUCUGCAUCUCUGUUAUCCUCCUCAAGGGUCGGGGUUUGGGAGGGUCCCCAAAAUCACAUGGAGCAGAAAAAAAGCCUAGUCUGGGCUCUCCAGUACAGGCCUCUGUCCCUGGGCUCACAGCAGUCUCAGAUUUAGCCAGGGGUUGUGCUGGGCCCCGACACGGCGUAAUUUCAUCCACACCACCUUCAUGGUACGUCUUGCAGAUGGAGCUCAGAGACACGCGGUAGCUGGGGCAGGGCCCCACACUGAGUUCAGGGGCACA
Diceros bicornis minor is the source of this 2269-nucleotide messenger RNA. RefSeq names its product keratin, type II cuticular Hb1. NCBI's taxonomy places the organism in Eukaryota, Metazoa, Chordata, Mammalia, Perissodactyla, Rhinocerotidae. The record is from RefSeq and is a predicted model, not a curated record. The coding region runs from base 99 to 1613 and encodes 504 amino acids. Gene Ontology annotation, cellular component: keratin filament. The transcript has 9 exons. Gene Ontology annotation, molecular function: structural constituent of skin epidermis. Gene Ontology annotation, biological process: keratinization; intermediate filament organization.